This is a messenger RNA of Chanos chanos (milkfish), 2493 nucleotides long. RefSeq names its product protocadherin beta-16-like. Bases 1 to 2493 code for a protein of 830 amino acids. Gene Ontology annotation, biological process: homophilic cell-cell adhesion. The record is from RefSeq and is a predicted model, not a curated record. NCBI's taxonomy places the organism in Eukaryota, Metazoa, Chordata, Actinopteri, Gonorynchiformes, Chanidae. The transcript has a single exon. Gene Ontology annotation, cellular component: plasma membrane. Gene Ontology annotation, molecular function: calcium ion binding.
AUGUUGGGCACAACGAAAAGGCGGAAUCCACUGGCGUAUGUCGUGUUCUUUUCUUUAAGUGUGGUGCAUGCACAGGUCAGUUACUCCAUUGCUGAAGAAAUGGCAACAGGUUCUGUGAUCGGAAAUAUAGCGCAGGAUUUGGGUUUGGAUUUGCAUAGACUGAAGUCGGGGGAGGCACGCAUUUAUUCAAGAGACAGCAUGGAAUACAUUGACUUCAAUAAAGAGAGAGGUUUUCUUCUCAUUAAAGAGAGAGUAGACAGGGAAGCGCUUUGCGCAAAAACGACUCCGUGCGCUUUACAUCUCCAGAUGAUUCUUGAUAACCCAAUGGAACUGUACAGAAUAACAAUCGAAAUCACGGACAUAAAUGAUAACGCUCCGACCUUCAAGGAAGAGCAGAUUCAUUUUGAAAUUAGCGAAUCCGCUAUGGUGGGUGCUAAAUUCAUGUUAGAGAAAGCACUUGAUCCAGACGUUGGGAUAAAUGGUCUUCAGCGUUACUCGCUCAAACCGACCGACCAUUUUGCUUUAAAAUUGCACAGUCAAGAGGAUGGCAGUAAAAACGUGGAAAUGGUGUUGCAGAAAAUCCUUGACAGAGAACAGCAAGAGAGAAUGUCUUUGACGUUAACAGCGAUAGAUGGCGGCGAACCAGAGAUGUCUGGCACAGUUCAGAUAUACAUAACUGUCCUGGAUGCUAAUGACAACGCUCCCGUCUUUACUCAGAAAAUAUACAAAGCCACUAUAAAGGAAAACGCACAAAAGGGCACAAAAAUUACCGCUGUCAGCGCCUCUGACGCAGAUGACGGAUCUAAUGGUAUGAUAAAGUAUUACAUUUCAAACAAAAUGGAUGCCUUGACGGAUGUAUUCACAAUAGAUCGAGUAAGUGGAGAGAUCACAAUAAACGGUGAGGUAGACUAUGAAAUUUCGAGCAACUACCAAAUUGACAUCCAAGCAAAAGAUCAAGGAGGUCUUUCUGAUUCAUGUAAGUUGGUGAUUGAUGUGUUAGACAUAAAUGAUAAUAAACCUAUUAUCAAUGUGCUUUCUAUGUCCAAAUCUAUUUCAGAGGAGGCGCCACUCGAUACAGUAGUCGCAAUGAUCAAUGUAAAUGAUCCUGAUUCUGGUACAAACGGACAAGUAUACUGUAUAAUAAAUGACAAUAUUCCAUUUUCUAUCAAAUCUCCAUCAUAUAAUUUCUUCAGCGUGCGAACCCAGCAGGAACUGGACAGGGAGAAAAAAGCAGCUUAUAAUAUCAGCGUAACAUGCUCUGACGAAGGAGUGCCCCAGCUUUCCAGCGUCGUCUCCUUACAGUUACAGAUAUCAGAUGUAAAUGAUAAUGCGCCUGCCUUCGAGAAAAAGUACUAUGAAUCCUUUGUCAUUGAAAACAAUACACCAGGUCAUUCUAUAUUCACAGUGAAGGCAAGUGAUACGGACUGUAAUCAGAAUGCUCGUGUUUCGUACAUUCUAGAGGAAAGCACUGUUAAUGGCCUAUCAAUUUCAUCAUACGUGUCAAUUAAUGCUGACAGUGGAGUUAUAAGUGCUGUGCGUUCUUUUGACUAUGAACAGUUAAAAUACUUCAUUUUUCGCGUGAAAGCACAGGAUGGUGGCUCUCCUCCACUCAGCAGUAAUGUUACAGUUAAAAUUAUCAUCCAGGACCAGAAUGACAACGCACCACAGAUUCUUUACCCAGUACAAACUGGUGGCUCCGUGGUGGCUGAAAUGGUGCCUCGUUCAGCUGAUGUUGGCUACCUGGUCACUAAAGUUGUAGCAGUUGAUGUGGACUCUGGGCAGAAUGCCUGGCUCUCCUAUAAACUCCAGAAAUCGAUGGACAGGGCUCUGUUUGAAGUUGGAGCACAGAAUGGAGAAAUACGAACAGUGCGUCAGGUCACUGAUACAGAUGUCAUGAAACACAGGCUCAUUGUUGCUGUGGAAGAUAAUGGACAACCCUCUCGUUCAGCUACAGUCAUUGUCAAUGUGGCCAUAGCAGACAGUUUUCCUGAAGUGCUCUUAGAAUUCAACAGCUUUCAUCAUGACACAAAGUAUACUGACAAUCUGACUUUUUAUUUAAUUUUGGCUCAGGCUGUGGUUUCAGUACUCUUCAUUUCUGCAGUAAUUGCCAUCAUUUCAGUCAAAAUCUACAGAUGGAGGCAAACAAGACUGAUUUAUAAAUCUGGAACAAAUCUGCCAGUGAUUCCAUAUUACCCACCAGUCUAUGCUGAUGGUACUUUACAGCGCGUUUACGAUUAUGAGAUGUGUGGAACAACUGAUUCACGGAUGAGUGACAUCAAGUUUGUCAGGCCUUACAGUCAGAACACACUGGUGAAUAUGAGUCGUGCUGGCACUUUCGAAAGAGAAAAGAAAGAACAGAUGGAUACCAAUCUCUCUUUAGAGGUGAGACUUUUUCAUAACCCCUCUGUUCGACUGAUAUACAUUGUAGCACAUGAGUUUUACAAUGGGUGGCUUUGUAGAUAUGCCCUGGAGAGAAUGAAUAUCAAGUUGUAA